This is a messenger RNA of Bursaphelenchus xylophilus (pine wood nematode), 2163 nucleotides long. The record is from the annotation of a GenBank genome assembly. NCBI's taxonomy places the organism in Eukaryota, Metazoa, Nematoda, Chromadorea, Rhabditida, Aphelenchoididae.
AUGGCGCAAAAAAAGCCUGAGUAAGUGGAUACGGUAGUGUUUUGGAGUUAUUGACCUUGAUAAGCUGUAACUUAUAUUAUCUCAGGGAAGAAAACGUUGGUUACCAACGGCGGAUCAAGAUCAAACUGCCAGGCGAUGUGAAGAUUGGCUUCGAUCCCUUCGAGAAUCCAGCCACACUCUUACCAAUCGACGACUCCUUCCGCCAAAUCCCGUAUCCAGUCGACAAGAAUGGGCACAUCAUGUUAUCUGGAGGGGACCCAAACUUCGUUGAUGGCAUAGCAACAGUCCCCGCAGAGAAGCCAGAGGAUGUUAAGAACAAGGAAUACCAGCCUUUGCCCGUCGACAUCCCUCCACCAACGCCCGCAGGCACCACAAAUAACAAAACGAACAAGAUCGAGGCCGUAACCAAUGCACCAGAGCAACCGGAGACGCCCGAAGCGCCCAACAAAGUCGAUCUCCCCACGGUGAGCAUGGACGAGAGUGGACAGGAAGACCUCGAAGAGAAAGUGGUCCAGAAGGAUGUGGGAGAAGAUGGGAUCACCGAGCAGGACUAUCACCAUGGGUGAGUGGAGGUGGUGACGGAUAAGAUGAGACAUUUAGUUUGUUGCCUCGAGAAGAUGUCGACAAAUUGUUGUCAAAACCUGGAGACUUCCUCCUCAGAGUCACCGAGCUCAACGCUGGAGACACCGGCACUGUGAGACUAUCUUCCCGCCAUUAAUUUACUCUUUAGAGUUGCAUCACUACCAGGCCUGUGGCCGCCGGAGGGCAGAUCCAAACUUUUAUUCUGAAGAAGGAAAAGGGAAAGCUGUUUCUUACCGAACCCGUCGGAUUCGAUUCGAUUGUGGAUUUGGUGAACCAUUAUAUGAAGACCAAGAAGAUCUUUGGACGUCCCUCCUGUCAACUUUUGAGACCAAUCUGCCGCCAGGAAUGGGAAUUCUAUCAAGACCAAGUUAAAUGUAUCAAGCCCAUUGGAAAUGGGGCUUAUGGUCAGGUUUAUUAUGGAAAGCUCACUCUCAAGUCUUCUCCAAAACCCGUGGAUGUCGCCGUGAAACAAGUAAGCCAUGGAGGUAUACCAUCAAUUGUAAUUUCAAGAUGAAAUUGAGCAUGAUGAACAGGGACAAGAUCGAAGACAUCAUGAGGGAGGCCCGUCUGAUGAGAAUGAUGAUCCACGACAACAUUGUUCGAUGUCUUGGGGUCUGUGCCGACCAGGAACCGCUUAUGAUUGUCAUCGAAUAUGUGGCCGGAGGGGCUUUGGAUGCGUAUUUGAGGACGAAUGGACCCAGGAUCUCCAUUUAUGAAAGAGUUUCCAUGUGUUUGGAUGCUGCCAGAGGUCUGAGUCACGUCCACAAAAUGGGAAUCAUACACAGGUAACAUAAAUAUUAUUCUGUAAUGUUUAAGUAUUGGUUUAGAGAUGUCGCGGCCAGAAAUUGUCUCUACACAAGAAAUUGUUUGAAGAUCAGUGACUUUGGACUCUCCCGUCAAGCCGCCAUCUACAAAGCCGAUCCGGCCGAGAGAUGUCCCAUCAAAUAUCUCGCCCCCGAAGUCUUUAUCAGCCACACCUACACUUGCCAAUCUGAUGUCUGGGCCUACGGUGUUUUGAUGUAUGAGAUCUUCUCCAAUGGAGCUGAACCCUACGCCAGAAAGACUCCUCCACAAGUCAAACAGAUCGUAAGUUGAGCUUUCAUUUCCGUAUUUAGUUGUCAUCAUUCCAGGUGCUAACCCAAGGAUCAUUGCUGGGGCCUCCUUCGUGGGCUCCCGAUUACGUCAAGACUAUAAUGUCUGAAUGCUUUGUCAAACACCCCUCGAUUAGAGCCAAAUUCGGCAAUAUUGUGAAGACUUUUGUUGCCGUCAGAGCGUAAGCGUAGAUAUAAUUUUAAUCAUGUUCUGGUUUACAGAGCUGAGCAAAAACAUGCCGAUGUGAUGCUGGCAAUGAAGAUGGCCAGAAAGAAGGGGAAACCGACGAAUAAGCCCAUUGCACCCAAGGCCAAACCCGGACCGUCUAAUAGUCAGAGGAAGGUGAAGAAAAAGAAGGAAAAGGAUAUGAAUCGGACUCAGGAAACUCGAGAGGAGGGGGAUGUCAGCAGUAAAAAGUUGAAGCAGGUGAAGGAUAAACGCCCAUCCAAAAACAAAAAAGCAAGGAAAACGAAGCCGAAGCAUCAUUGA